Messenger RNA from Metarhizium robertsii ARSEF 23, 156 nucleotides. RefSeq lists its product as uncharacterized. The record is from RefSeq and is a predicted model, not a curated record. Lineage: Eukaryota; Fungi; Ascomycota; Sordariomycetes; Hypocreales; Clavicipitaceae. Bases 1 to 156 code for a protein of 51 amino acids. The transcript has a single exon.
AUGUCUGGUGGCAGGCGACUUCAACGCGAAACACUACUCCUGGCAGACUGGGAGGCCGAAACAUUACUCCUGGCAGACUGGGAGGCUGGCGGGCCGCGGGGACGACAUCGCCGCUUGGGCGGCCGAGAGCGGUCUUGGCCUCUUGAAUACCGCUGA